GGGAGUGACGUCGCGCGCGGGAGCAGACGGGCGCUCCGGAAGUGGGACCGGGCGGCCGGUAGCGAAGUCCCGCGCUCCCUGGACCGACAACAAUGCUUAUUGCUGCCAGCCGCGUCAAUUGAAACGCGUGUCCGUUUCUUGCUCCCGAUCGCGCCAUGUCCUCUUCGAUGCGAUAUUUUGGAAGCAAAAUUUAAAAUAAUCUUAUUACGGAUUAAUGUUAAAAAAAUGAAGAAAUGUUUUGUAUAUAUAAUAGUGUUUAUUGUGUUAUCAUUAGAAAGACUAAGUGCACAGGAAGUUGAUGAAGUAGUUGAUGCAGUGGUAGGACACACUGCAGAGUUGCCGUGCAACAUAAGCGCUGAAAAUGAAAAUGAUAAACUUACUGUCCUCGCGUGGUACAAAAAUGAAUCAUCUAAAGCUAUUUACAGCAGUCACGACCAACGUAGCGGUAAGGGCAUUGUAUCGUCGUCAAGCUCCCGCUUCAGGCUGGUGAAAGCAGAGAGCGAAGGUCUGGGCAAACUGCAGAUAUUGACGGUGCGACCGGCCGAUGAAGGAAUAUACAUUUGUUCUGCGGACUUUGCGUCUAGUCCAACACUCAAGACAUACGUAAAAGUUGUUGUCAUCGAGCCUCCCCAGCGGCUGUACGUAGUGUCCGAGAAUGGCACACGAGUAGAGACAACCAGUGACGCAGCCAACGUGAGCAGAAACAUUGGGCCUUACUAUAUCGGCGAUACUGUUAAUCUUUUCUGUAUCGCAUACGGAGGAAAACCACAAGCCUCCUUGUCAUGGUGGGCAACGCAGCGGUUACUAAAAAACACGUGGGUGCCGCUGUCCGAGCAACGCGUACGCAGCGACGUACGCUACGGCCCGCUGGUGCGUGAGGACCACGGGCUUGUGCUCACGUGCACCGCCAACAACAAUCAAGUUACGCCACCGCUUUUCAUAGAUGUUAUCAUCAAUAUGCACCUGCCACCAGAGCUGGUCGUGCUACGGGUUCCGUUUGAGAAGGAGAUCGUGGGUGGCCGCGUGCGAGCCGGCGAGUCUCUUGCGCUACAGUGUCGGGUGCUGGGCGCUCGGCCAGCCCCGCCGAUUCUGUGGCGGCUCAAUAACACGCAGCUUGUCAAUUUGGAGCAAAACAUUACUACAGAGGCCACUCAACGACUUGUGGUUAGUGACAUCCAGUUGACUAUAGACCAGCGACAUGAUGAGUCUAAAAUCACUUGUUGUGCACCCGUAUAUGGACACGAAGAUCAGAAAAUUCUGUGCGCACAGGACCUGCCACUUACAGUUCUAUAUCCACCUGUUUUGGAAAUAGUCGUUGAUGAGGAAUUAAAUAACAGAACAAUAGCUGUUGUAAAAGGAUCCAACUUGUUACUGAAUUGUAGUUACGAGGCCAACCCAUCUAUAUAUCAACUGACAUGGUAUCAUGAGGAAGACGUGGUACUCGAUGAUGGUAAAUCAAGUCAAAUAAGACCCACGUUGGAAUUAUCGAAUAUAUCUGAGGAGCACGCUGGCGAGUAUGUUUGUGCAGCCAGCAACGAUGAAGGGUCCACUUACAGUGAACCACUUGUUGUUGAUGUCACAUACCCUGCAUAUUGCGAAGAGGAGGCCAUAGCACAGUACGGGGUUCGGCAAAACGAGACUGUAAACAUAACUUGCAGCGUGAAAUCGAAUCCCGAACCAUCUGCGUUCCGGUGGGUAAUUGUGAACGACACUGUGGACGAUAUAAACCAAUUGCGUCACCACCCACACAUCACAAUAAAAACAGAAGAACCUUACUUGUCAUACGAGAGACCUAAUGAUACGCCUUUCAGCACAGUAUUCUGUUGGGGUCUCAACGAAGUUCCUAAUAAAGGAUUACCCCAUUCUCCAUGUAUCGCGUUAGUGACAGACGAAACCGCGCCUCGGCCCCCCACACAGUGUCUAGCCACAUCAAAUAACAAAGAUAUCACUAUAUUAUGUGAGAAGGGACACGAUGGUGGAUUACCACAGAAGUUUAAAUUGAUUGUAAAAUCGACAAACUCUGAAAAUCAGUACUUAUCGAUAACAAGUUUGGAACCAAAGUUUGUGAUCCAAAAACCGGAAACAGAAGAGUAUACGUUUUUAAUAACGGCUUUCAACGAAAAGGGUGAAAGUACCACAGUUGAGAUCGAGAGAGACAGUAUAAUAAAAGAAAAAAGCGAGAUAAUUCAAGUGGGCACGGUAGCAAACAUAACAACGUUGACGCUGGCGCUGUGCGGCGGUGUGGCGCUGGUUGCGCUGGCGGCGUGCGGCCUCGUGCUGUGCGCUAGGGAGCGGGACCGCCGCGACGGACCCGUCUUCGGGGAUCCGCCACUCUGCGCGUACAAUACUGAAGAAUCCAAUUGCGAGACGUAUCAUGACAGCGAUGAUGGCAGCGAGUGUAACAUUAGACGGACGGAUUCGUUUCGAAGGGCCGUCUCUAAAUACCCGUCGAGGAACUACGACGUUAGGAGAACCAGUUCGUUCCAUUCUGCACGUUAUAUGAACGACAUGGUCGAGGAAGGGCUCAAUAAGUGUAAUGAUGGGUUGCGGCAUAGUGCAACCUGCAGGAUGCACUCGCUACAGAACAUCAAUAAAAAGAAAAACAUGGAUGUCCUAUGUGACCAUUUGGCGAUGCAUUUGCCGACUGAACCCGCGAAUUACAGUGCGCCUAAACCUAUGAAUACAUUUUACACAAUGCCCAGAAAAAUGCGUUAUAAAGCAGCUAAAGAACUUAGUGAUGAAACGUCAGAAAUAACUCAAAAUUCUGAUGGUUUCUCAUUACCGCCGCCUCCUGACGAGUUCAGCUCAUAUCGCGCCGGCACGAAGAUCAAGGACAUGCCAACUAAAACAACGCCAACUUAUACAACUAUAAGAAAAAACUCUACGAAAGAGACGCCCAAACAGCAGUAUAAUAACGUUAUAAUAUCGCCUAUGAACACUGUUGGUUUACCGACGAUCAGCGGUCACACCAGCAUAUAUAGUUACCCAGAUGAUCAUCAUCACAAUCAACAGGACUCGCAGACCACAACUGGAAUAUUAAGCACUUUCAAAGGUUAUUCUAGUCCUAAGGAAUCUGGAUUGUAAACACAAUAACUGGAAAAUCGCUUGCACUUCAAUAAUUUUUAUUUACAAAAAUAGAAAUCA
Messenger RNA from Galleria mellonella (greater wax moth), 3144 nucleotides. RefSeq names its product neural cell adhesion molecule 2-like. NCBI's taxonomy places the organism in Eukaryota, Metazoa, Arthropoda, Insecta, Lepidoptera, Pyralidae. The transcript is spliced from 16 exons. Gene Ontology annotation, molecular function: protein binding. Bases 226 to 3084 code for a protein of 952 amino acids. The record is from RefSeq and is a predicted model, not a curated record.